This is a messenger RNA of Solenopsis invicta (red fire ant), 1810 nucleotides long. RefSeq lists its product as uncharacterized. The transcript is spliced from 2 exons. The record is from RefSeq and is a predicted model, not a curated record. NCBI's taxonomy places the organism in Eukaryota, Metazoa, Arthropoda, Insecta, Hymenoptera, Formicidae. Bases 1348 to 1716 code for a protein of 122 amino acids.
AAUGAUAAUUAUUGAUAAACUUCAAUAUUGUGAUGCAAGUGUCUUUCUUGUUUUCUAAAUUAAGCAGUACUGAUUCAUCAAGCGUGUGACUCAUCACGCUCUAUCUUAUAUAGAUUAUUAAUAAAUUAUUAUUAUGUUUGCACAUUUUAAUAUAAUAAUGCGUGAUAACAUGCAUAUUAAUUUUAUAUGCAUAGAAAUUAUAAUUUGUACCUGUUUUACUAAUAUUGAUACACAUUUUAUAGAUAUAUGUAUAUUAAUAUUAAUUGAUUAUAAUUUAUAUAUAAAAAAAAGUUCAUUUAAAAUAAAUCUCGUUUGUUUAUAAUUACGCUUCUAAAUUAUACAAAAUAAUUACUUCAAAAUAACUGCACAAUUUUAACAUCCCUGACAAAUCUUCUCGUAAAAUUACCCUUUUAAUAUAAUUUUAAAAGUUUGAAAAUAAACCGGAACUUUUAAUUUUUCCACGGAUUUUCUUUCCAAGGGGAGCAAAAUUUAUUGGAAAAAUUUACUUUGUAGGUUAAUGUGAGUUAAUAUGUAUUAUAUAUCAUCACACACAUUAUUACAUUAAAAUAUGCGAACAUAAUAAUUAAAUUAUUAACAAUUUAUGUAAGAUAGAACGCGAUGAAUUGUAUUCUUCAUGAAUCGGUACUGCUUAAGGGUAUAGAACAUUUCUCAAAACAAAGAAAAUUAUGAAAAAAUUAAAUUGCUUUAUAUUGCAUUUGAAAAUAGUGAAAAAAUUUGAUGGCAAUUUUUUAUCUGGACCAGUGCUCUAUUGAAAAUAUAAUUGGUAAUGAAAUAAUGAAAUAAGAAAUUUUUUUAUUUAAGUACUUUAAAUAUUCAUGAUAAUUUAUGUAAAAUUUCAUUGCGAUGCAGAGAGCAAUGCUGUAAAAUAAACUAAGUUUAUUUAUUAAUUUAUUUAUGAAAUAACUAAACAAACAAUCAUAAUAAAACUCUGUACACAUAAAUCUUCUUGAAUACUCAAGGUACUUUCCCAAAAAAUUAAGAUUUUUCUUAAUGAUGCAAAAAAUAAUUUAAUUUUUAAUAACAAAUAAAGUAAAUAAACUAUAAAAAUACAAUUUUAUUCACACAACUUUCAUAUGUAUAUAGUUUAUUUGAAGUAAUAAUAUUAAACACAUUUCCAAAUUUUAUUUACUUUGAAGCUUAUCAAUAAUUAUCAUUUAAUCUUUAGUCAUCUUAAUAUUUCAUCCUUGGAAAAAUAUUCUAUAAACUCUAAAAACUGUAGUAUUUCUGUAAAUUCUAAAAACUGUAGAUUUUAUUAAAUUCUUAAAUUCUGUAAAGUCUGAAAACUGUGACUUUUAAUACGGCGAGAUAUCGACGCUUUCCUUUUAAAUGGCCAUCUCCAUUCGUUAUCUUCACGUCGUGGAGAUAUCACGGCAGGAGUUUUCACCUGAGAUUGUGACGCGACGAGAGCGUCUGUUAACGUUAAUAAGACCGUGUCGUGCACGUGUUGACACCGUCAUUUUCGUUUUCGCGCGCACACGACCUUACGCUUCGCUAAAAAUAUACCCGACGACGCGACGUCUAAGAAUAGAGAAGAGCAACAAUACCAUCUCGUGCCGAAAAGAAAAAAAAUUUAGACAAUUCACAGACGGCUCUCGCAGCCGAUGCAAUGAAGGUUUCUCUUUGACGGAGGAAAAAAAAGAAGAAGAAAAGGGGAUCCUCACCUUUAUAAUCUUGUACUUCUUCUUGGUCGCCUGAUUGAGAUCCUCGUGCACCUUGUCGAGCAGCCAGAGCAGAAACUCCUGGGCGUCGUGUUGCAGAUUGCCGCGGUACUGGCUGCCGUACUUGUCGA